UGGCAAAAGAAAGAAAAUUAUUUGGAGUUCUUUUCUUUGCAGGAAGAGACAUCAAAACUCAUAUGCCUUAUACCUGAACUGAGUUAUAUGACUGGGCUCACGGAUGAAAUGAGAUCGGAUUUCAAAGUUAUGAAGGAUAUUGCCGUACACACUCGAGUCACACCAAACCAAAGACAGGCAGCUCUGCAUCAGUUUAUAAACAAUAUUAACUCCAAUUCUGAGGCAAAACAAAUGCUUGCGGAUUGGGGAGUGAGCGUGCAGUCUGGAAUUGUUGCUGUUGGUGGACGAUUAUUACCUUCAGAAAAACUCCUGAUGAAGAAUAAAUCUUUCUACACUAGUCCUGAAGCUGACUGGGGAAGAAAUAUAACACAAGAUGCUGUUAUAAGUGCUGUUCAUCUGAAUAACUGGUUAGUUAUUGUCAGCAAACGAGAUGGAAGCAAAGCCAAUGACUUUAUUACCAUGAUGAAAAAGGUGUGUCCUUCAAUGGGAAUCAACAUUAGUGAACCAGUGCGUUUCAUUCUCAGAGAUGACCGGACUGAAUCUUACCUACGUGCACUGAGGGAUAAUGUUAACCAACAGGUUCAAGUUGUGGUGAUAAUCUUUCCAACAUCUCGAGACGACAGGUACAGUGCAGUUAAAAAACUUUGUUGUAUCGAUAUGCCAGUUCCUUCCCAGGUGAUUAAUGCAAGGACGAUAUCCAAUCACCAGAAACUAAGAAGCGUUACACAGAAAGUUGCACUUCAGAUCAACUGUAAAUUAGGAGGAGAGCUUUGGGCCUUAGAAAUACCGAUUCAUAAACGAACAAUGGUGUGUGGUAUUGAUGUUUACCAUGACAUGUCCAGAGGAGGAAGAUCAGUGCUUGGUUUUGUGUCAAGCUUAAAUCAGUCUUUUACAAGGUGGUUCAGUAGACCGGCUUUUCAGCAGUCGGGGCAAGAACUCAUCGAUUGCCUGAAGCUAGCCUUUUUGGGUGCUCUCCGAAAAUAUUAUGAGGUAUGUACACUUUUCAGUAUCUGAGAUUUUCAUUUUUC
Limulus polyphemus (Atlantic horseshoe crab) is the source of this 1028-nucleotide messenger RNA. RefSeq names its product piwi-like protein 2. Gene Ontology annotation, cellular component: P granule. Gene Ontology annotation, biological process: regulatory ncRNA-mediated gene silencing. The transcript is spliced from 7 exons. The annotation marks the transcript as partial. Gene Ontology annotation, molecular function: piRNA binding. NCBI's taxonomy places the organism in Eukaryota, Metazoa, Arthropoda, Merostomata, Xiphosura, Limulidae. The record is from RefSeq and is a predicted model, not a curated record.